Molecule: messenger RNA, 392 nt
Organism: Psammomys obesus (fat sand rat)
Lineage: Eukaryota; Metazoa; Chordata; Mammalia; Rodentia; Muridae
Product: epidermal growth factor receptor substrate 15-like 1
Exons: 2
Biological process (GO): endosomal transport; endocytosis
Cellular component (GO): plasma membrane; cytoplasm; clathrin coat of coated pit
Molecular function (GO): cadherin binding; calcium ion binding
Source: RefSeq, a predicted model, not a curated record
GCUAUGCACUUGGUGUAUCGCGCCCUGGAGAAGGAGCCAGUGCCCUCCGUUCUGCCCCCGUCCCUUAUCCCACCUUCUAAGAGAAAGAAGACGGUAUUUGCAGGCGCUGUGCCUGUGCUGCCUGCCAGUCCCCCACCCAAGGACAGCCUCCGCUCCACACCAUCCCACGGCAGCGUCAGCAGCCUCAACAGCACAGGGAGCCUGUCUCCAAAGCACAGUGUCAAGCAGACUCAGCUGCCAGUGGCUUGGGUGGUGCCUGCGGCAGAUAAGAUGCGCUUUGAUGAGAUCUUCUUAAAGACAGACCUAGACCUUGAUGGCUAUGUGAGUGGCCAGGAAGUGAAAGAGAUCUUCAUGCACUCGGGCCUCACACAGAACCUUCUGGCACACAUCUG